Messenger RNA from Cylindrotheca closterium, 693 nucleotides. Lineage: Eukaryota; Bacillariophyta; Bacillariophyceae; Bacillariales; Bacillariaceae. The record is from the annotation of a GenBank genome assembly.
AUGACUGCCUUGUUGCUUCUCCUACUUUUGCUGCAGGUGUCUACCUUGACAGCCUACUCUCCUCUGCUACCACGCCCUGCGACAUCUGCUGUUGAUAAAUCAGGAACAUCAAGACGAGAGUUGCUAGUAUCAGCUGCUGGACUUGCAACAUCUUCCUUGUUGAUCAAACCGUCAGCAGUAUUCGCUGAAUCAUCGGACAAUGCUCUAGUCAAGUAUGUUGAUGAAGACUGCAAGUUCACAGUCUCAUUGCCAACUAGUUGGGAAAAGUCUGAACAGACCCUUCCUGAUCGCAGAAAAAUCACCUUGUAUAUCAAGCCUGGGUCAGAGAAGAAGACACUGGUAUCUCUUGUCUACACUCCUGUCCGUGCCGACUUUACAUCGUUGGGAAGCUUUGGGACGGCAGAUGAAGUGGGUCAAGCGACGAUCUUGCCAAAGGGAGAAAUCGCUGGUAACGAAGGCAUUGAUGCCAAACUGUUGAGCGCUGAGAGCAAAAAGGGCGGAUACUACUUCGAUUACUACCAAUCCUCUCCUGGACAACCAAAGACACAUUUCCGAACCAUUUUUUCCCUCACCGCUGGACCCACCGCCGCCGCCGGUGGUGUUCUUGUGUCCAUAACGGCUCAGACUCCAGAAUCUGACUACGACUCCAUGAAGCCUUUGUUUGAAGACAUUCUCAGUUCGUAUGUGGUGUGA